Messenger RNA from Vigna unguiculata (cowpea), 1694 nucleotides. RefSeq names its product transcription factor MYB4-like. NCBI's taxonomy places the organism in Eukaryota, Viridiplantae, Streptophyta, Magnoliopsida, Fabales, Fabaceae. The record is from RefSeq and is a predicted model, not a curated record.
UCAUUGAGACAUGUUCAUGGAAUGCUUUGCAUGGAUUCAAAGCCCGUACCCUUCUUCUUCUUCAUCAUCAAUGCUAGUGCGCAGAACACUAAGGUGUUUGUUGUUAUACGUGGCUGGGAAAAUCGAAAAUUGGGGAAAAAGAAAAAGCAUUAGAUUGAAGAUAGUAACUAGCACUUCACGGGGACAAUGGAAAGAGGCGGCAGAAACAGUAAGAAAACAUGAUCAAGAAGUGCAUAAUGUUCCUGCCGCGCGCAUACUACUUUUGACCUAUCUGCCCAAAACAAUCAUUACUUUUAGCCUUUACCAGAUGCCCCAAGUUUACAAGAGAAGCAACCUGGAAAGUCCUUUGGAGUUGGAUUCUACAAACCAAUGCUACUUUCUCACACAAUGCAUAUAAAAUUGUGGGAGCAGUUUCUGCUAGUGCUACAUCUCUCUGAACAUCAUUACAAAUCUGAUUAUGUGUAUUUUUUUAAUUUCAUUUCAACAGUCUCUGUGUGCGUGCGUGCUUUAGUUUGGAAUUUUAUCACACAAAAAAGGGGAUGUCAUCGAUCAUGUGAUCACUUUCAUGCACUUUUGUUUUGAAAGCCAUGCUGUUUAUUUGGACCACAUGUACAUUUUCUCUGGUAUAGUAAUCAUAAAGGAACCGAAGCUACCUUGAAAGAGCUUAAGCGGCCACCAAACUUAUUACUACUCCAUAGUACAGAGGAAAAGGACACACAUUAUUGUGUUGUGCUGUGACUAUGAAGACUCCUUGCUGUGAGAGCAUGGGAAUGAAGAAGGGACCUUGGACUGCAGAGGAAGAUCAGAUAUUGGUUUCUCAUAUUCAACGAUAUGGCCAUGGCAACUGGCGUGCCCUUCCUAAACAAGCUGGAUUGUUAAGGUGUGGCAAGAGUUGCAGGCUUCGUUGGAUAAAUUACCUGAGGCCAGAUAUUAAACGAGGGAAAUUCAGCAAGGAAGAAGAAGAUACCAUCCUAAAGCUGCAUGAAAUUCUUGGAAAUAGGUGGUCUGCUAUAGCGACAAGCUUACCCGGAAGAACAGACAACGAAAUAAAGAAUUUUUGGCAUACCCAUUUGAAGAAGAGGAUCCAAAAAAGUAGAGUGCAUAUAAAUGGCAAUGCUUCAUCGCAUAUCUUGCAAGAGGCUCAAGCAAAUAGUUCGUCAAGUUCAAGUGCAGUUUCUAGUGUCUAUGGAGAUGUAAUGCUUGACAAUUACGGUUUACCCUCAAGGAAGAAUCCAAUCAAUCCACCUAUUGUAGGUACUGGCUUUUAUGGUGCAGUCUCCUCAGAUACUUUUGGAGAAACUGAGGACAAUCAUGGUUCUUGUCAGCUAAGCGAAGAAAUGGAAUUUUGGUACAAUAUAUUCGUCAAAUCAGGGCAAACAUCAUGAGACAAUGAAAAUCUAGGACAUUAUUAGUAUGCAUCAGAUAUACUUUGUCUACCAGCUUCUUUAGUAACUUACAGAUGUCAAGUCAACCUUUGGUUUCAGCUUAAUUGGUGUUUGUGUAAAAAACUUAAAAUCCAUUUUGGAGGUUCAAAUUGGAAGAUGAAAACUAAAGAUGAAUGAAUAAUUUUGUUAAUAGAAACUGCAUAUGAGUUGGGCAGUUACAAUACAAAUAGGAACAUUUUACUUUUGAUUGUCAUUUUUCGUUGUGAAAUUUUGAAUUUUAUUUGAAGCCCAGGGAAAUUUUCCCUUCAA